AUGCGAAAUAUCGGUCUUGGUUUCUCUCCAAACGAUAAGUUCUUGCUACUCUCCACUGGUAGACAACACUCACAACAGUCGGCAACUGCAGCUUGUGGUGCCGGAGGGAGGCUCCUCGUUGGUUAUGGAGACCAUGAGGAUAAGACAUCAGAUAACCCCGGUGAUCAAGCGUCUCGCCAAUCCAACGUCAACAGCUUUCAAAAGGAGCUGAAGCAGCUACAAGCCACAGAUUGGGACCCAAGCAAAGCAGCAAAAGGAAGGUCCCAAGAAAACCGACCGACACCAUUUCCUGAGGAUGGCGGUGGAGCAGUCGGUCUAAACGCCGCGCUGUCAGCGGGGCUUCAAUUGCUCUCCAGAUACAGACUGGCGAAUCGUUCGACAGAGAACUUUGGCAUGGGUCGUUUGCCUUCUUCGGCACUGCUGAAUCCAAGCGGCGGAGGCGCUGCGAUGCAUGCAUUACAACCAGCGUGUUUGGUUCUUAUUACAGAUGGGGUAUGCUUACGCUCUUCAUCGACUGACGGUGGUGGAUCAUUGCAACUUCAAUAUGGAAACAUGCCACUCCGAGAAUUCUACAAGGAGCCAUUCCGAUGGGAUCAAAGAAUAUUCUGCCUUGGAGUGGGAGCCAAAGAUGGGGUACAGUCUUCUCAAUUUUUGCAUCCUCAUCUGCGCACACUAUGCGAAGUGACUGGAGGGAGUCAUUUGAUUCUGAGAUCAUCAGUGUCGCUGUCGCAAGUGACUGGUCACCUCCUCAACCAAAUUGCGCCGCCAAGACCCCGAGAUCUGCCUAUUCCCGACCCAAUUCAGAAUCUCGACAGAUCAAAUCGCUCGCUCGUUGGUGGGAAUGGCACAUUUGUUAGUGGAGGCCCUGUCUGCUGCUUUCAAGCUCUCGAGCCAGAAAUGGAUGGUCAGGCACCACCAAGGUAUCGUGCAAUGCUCCUCUACGUUCCACACAAACCAGCGUACACCCAAAACAAUCCAGCCCCGAAAGAACAAGUUGAAUUUCAGUCUCCAAUAUGGUGCAUUCCCGAAUCAUUCUUUCCAAGUAAAAAACUCGACACUCUCCCCCCUAGGCCUGCCCAGCCCAUUCUAUUGUUUUCUCGUUAUCCUGGACGCUUGGGUUCAAAGUGCUUCGAGGCUGCAUCAUUGAUGAAAGCGCUUGCCCGUCUGGACCAAUUAAUAUUGUCGAGUAGAAAAAUGCAAGGUCAGCAACAACCAAAGUUGUUGAGUCGUGACGUGUAUAUUUGUGAUUGGAUAUCUCCUGAUCAAAAAGCUACAUGGGGGCCACAAAAUCCUGACGGUAUGGAGUAUUUCCCUGUGCUUGUCAUUGGAGCAGGACGGCCUGCAUUGAAUGACGGAGAAGCAAAUUAUUUCAGCAUUGGUAUUCUGCACACUCCACCUAGGACAUCUUCUCUCGGAUCAUCACUGGGUUCUGCGACUCGUGUCUCAACCCUUACUCUUUUGCCGCCUGAGCCUCAUAUUCUAUUGCCAUUGCUGCUCCGAGCUGCAGAGCUUGAGCACCGAGCACUUAAGAAGAUUCAAGCUUCAGCUGAGAAAGAUGGGGCUUAUCCAAGUGCAAACAUAACUCAGAAGCUGAUUGCUGCUUCGAGAAAUGUUCACCUAGACGAUCACUGGCGAAACGAAUUCCGAGCAUAUUUGUUUCGUCUCCCUCCAUACUACCAGAAUGCCCUAAAGCGGAGCCUAAGGGGUAUCCUGCCUACCAGUGUCGCUGCCUUGGUUGCUGCCGAUGGCGCGGAAGGUUCGCUUGCUUUCCAGUGCUUUUCCAAAAACUGCGCUCAGAAGAUACGUUUCGCAGAGCAGCAGGCUCAUGAGCGAAUUGAACGACAAGAAAACCAAGAAGCAAGAUUGAGAAGCCGCGGGAAUUUUGUUGCCUUACCAAUUCCGCAGCAGCAGCAACAGCAACUGCAACAACACGGUGGAAAACGGGGGGCAGAUGCCGCCCAGCCUACAUCUACUGCUGUUGGUUAUGGCCAAUUUGACGCACGAUUUAGUACAGAUAGCUUUCUUGCAGCUUUGAAAAAUAUGCCCGCUCCUUGGCGUAUGGGAGUUGGUACGAAAAAGACAAAAGGUACUGCAGCUCCUCUCUCUAAAUCAUCCCCAGCGAAAGUAGGCAAAAGGAAACGGACUAGUGCUGUUGUGUCACUUGGGGAUCUCCCAGCUAAUUGCCUGAUGGCAUAUUAUGAAUCAAGACGGCGGUGGAUCUUCGGAGGCUCUGGACUUUCCACACGGGGCCUCUUUAUCGAUGGAGUUCCGAAUGAUGGAUGUAAUAGCCAGCAAUGUGGAGCGGAGAAGGACAUUUUCGAAGUACCACUCCUAUCAAUGGCAGGUGUUGGUGUUUCGCAACUGAAUUCAACAACGGUGUCCAAAAUGGGGGACUACAGAGAGCGCCUUUUGUGGUCGCGAGCUCCAGUUGUUGGGUACGGCUCCAAUGACUCCGCUGGAGUAUCAGCCACUACUGCCGUGAAUGGGGCGCCUGUUUGGUCCGUGGACGAUGACGCAAUGCCCGUGGCAUUUUUUGACUCGAAAACUGGUGAAUUUGCUGAUUCUGUCCAGGCAAGAGUCAACUCUCGCCUCUAUGUGAACUUUGGAAAUCCAUACAAAGAUAAACGGGCGGAUUCACUGGUGCCUUUGAAAUUUCUGUCCCAGUCGCCGUCAAUGCAGAAAGCCAGAAAUGAUGAGGACCAAUCGGGAGCUAUGACGCCACCUGGUUCACCUCCUCACGACUCAUUUUCAUCUAUCGAAGGAGAGGGAGAAGCCGCAUUUGCUGGGAAACCAAUUUCUCGAAAGAGUCUGGUGAGAAAAAGCCCAACAAGAUCUGAUGACGGUAUUGACGAAGCUCCAGUGAAGCGCCGCAAGGUGGAAGCACCUCCAUCGCCAGUCAAAGCAAAUCACGAGGAUACCUCGGGGACACAUUCAAAAACGGCACAUCCUCUACCACAACCAAAUCGGGUAAAGAGUGAGCAUGCAAAGCAGCCACCACCAGCUCGAAGGCCGUCUUUACCCGAAUCAGCCCCUCGGAGACCGUCUUUGCCUACACUGCCGCCACGAAAGUCGUCUGUACCUGCGCCACCGUCACAACCAGGAAAGCCAACUGCCAAAAAGCCUCUUCCACCACCUCCCCGCCCACCUCCUCCAAAGCCUCCGCCUUCAAAGAAACAUCCUGGACCGAACUCAAGACCACCGCCUCCUAAAUCUUCGCCAUCGCCAUCACCGUCCACAACAAAACCGCCACCUCCAAUUCGACCGAAUUCUGUUCCACCGAAGUUCCCUAGCAUUCAGCAACAGGGUCGCCCAAAUCCUGGACAACCACCCCAAGGUCAGAAAGAAGCAUCUCCGCCACCGAAACCAGCAAUUGACUACCAAAGUCCAGAGCAAAAGCCCAACGUGAAUUUGCCACCAGGGUGGAUGUGCGUGUGGUCAAAAAGCCAGAAACGAUGGUACUUUUUUGACACUAAAACGAACAAAAGCGUGUGGCAGUGGCCACCACCAUGA
Molecule: messenger RNA, 3510 nt
Organism: Cylindrotheca closterium
Lineage: Eukaryota; Bacillariophyta; Bacillariophyceae; Bacillariales; Bacillariaceae
Source: the annotation of a GenBank genome assembly